CUCUCACCUCCCCAGAAGGAAGCCCUAGGCAGUAGAUCUGAACCAAAAAUGGCGACGGCGCUGAAGAAGAACAGGAAGAAGAGAGGCCACGUCAGCGCGGGCCACGGUCGUAUCGGAAAGCACCGCAAGCAUCCCGGAGGUCGCGGAAACGCCGGAGGCAUGCACCACCACCGAAUCCUCUUCGACAAGUACCAUCCCGGUUACUUCGGUAAAGUAGGAAUGAGGUACUUCCACAAGCUCCGGAACAAGUUCUACAGCCCGAUCGUCAACCUCGACAGGCUGUGGUCGCUGGUUCCCGAGGAUGUGAAGGCGAAGGCGACCAAGGACAAGGUGCCGAUGAUCGACGUGACGCAGCACGGGUUCUUUAAGGUGCUCGGGAAAGGGCAUUUGCCUGAGGGGAGGCCGUUCGUGGUGAAGGCGAAGCUUAUUUCGAAGACUGCUGAGAAGAAGAUUAAGGAGGCUGGUGGUGCUGUUGUGCUUACCGCCUAGGGUUUUCGAUUGGUGUGUUUUAAUAUUUGCUAUCUUUUGGAAUCGUUGUUGAACUCAGAGUUGGUUGAGCUUUUAUGGAUUUUUUUGGAAUCAGAGAUCUUUUAAUCAAUAUUUAUUGGAUUAUCAUGCA
Raphanus sativus (radish) is the source of this 619-nucleotide messenger RNA. RefSeq names its product 60S ribosomal protein L27a-2. The coding region runs from base 49 to 489 and encodes 146 amino acids. Gene Ontology annotation, biological process: translation. Lineage: Eukaryota; Viridiplantae; Streptophyta; Magnoliopsida; Brassicales; Brassicaceae. Gene Ontology annotation, cellular component: ribosome; cytosolic large ribosomal subunit. Gene Ontology annotation, molecular function: structural constituent of ribosome. The transcript has a single exon. The record is from RefSeq and is a predicted model, not a curated record.